AUGUCGACUAUUCCAGAGUACCCAGGGGUUCAGCUCGUUCAGCAGUCGUUCCCAAGGGUCUCGGCUCUAUUGGUGAAGUAUGCCAGUCGGAAGAUCAACACUAAGCUGGCAGCGCUGGGGGCUCAUCUAUGCGCCUUCGCGGAGGAGACGUCUUCCUUUUCUGACGGCAUCAAGAGAGCCCUGGAGAGAGAUCGGAGAAUCGACAGGCUCUUGUCUCAAGUCGAGCAAGUUAUCUGUUUCCAAGACACAUCUGUACAAACUAUCGCCAAGUAUCCUACGCUUCGAAAGGUUGCUGCUGCGCAGUCUUUCGUAGAAGACACAGAAGCUGGCGGUGUAUCCGGCCUUUUUGGCCUUGAUACCUUCUUCUGGGGAGACAAUAGCCAGGCAAGUUCAUCGCUCGCGACAAACAUCAAGAAAGCAGUCUCAAAGCGAAGGAUUGAUUACGACUCACUUUUCGAAAUUUUGGACCUGUGUUCCGAGAUAACAGCAAAAGAUGACCUGGUUGAAUCGACUGAUCUUGACGCAAAUUCGAGAUAUGAGGAUGUAUCAGAUUACACCAAACGUGCAAAAGAAGUUCGAAAGAUUCUCGCCAACCACGCACUAUGCAGUUGCACAGAUGCAGAAAAUCCAGCAAACACCAGACACCGGGCACGGCUGAGACUGAAGCCCGUUUACUCGGCAGAUGAUCACCAUCAGCUGCGGUUCGAUAUGCUAUUUUCUGCCACCCUAAACCCUCUCCAAGGAGGGACAUUGAAUUGGCAGGAGGUUCAAAUUCUAUUGUCUACCAGGAAAGCUAGCAAGGGCAAGACAAUACAUUUCGCAGGAGACCCCGUACCUCAGAGACAGGGAGCUGAAGAACACCAUGGCCACAUGAGCAUACAAGACUCUAAGAUCGUUGACAGCCUAUGGCCGAGCCAUCUGGGGAACUCAUUUGCAGCACAAGUCGGACUGCGUCUUGGAGAUAUCCUGGAAAGGUUCGACAUGAGGUACGGAAUGAGGCCAGUACUUGCGUACACGAUAGCCAAGGCAGUAUGGCUCCACUAUGAUUCGGACUGGAUGAGCGUAGCGACAAGCAGUGACGACAUUUUCUUCAUGGGGGAGGAAGACGACGGAGACACCAACUACUUCUGCAAGCCUUAUCUCUCGACGGAUAUUCAUACAGAAUUUCAGCAGCGAGAGCCGGAAUGUCGACAGGUCAUCGGCAUGAUGCACCGUUAUCCUCGCGUUCUGGCUCUCGGAAUAGUCCUUGUUGAGAUCGCAACAAGGCAGCAUAUCUAUUUCGAGAGCCAUCCGAGUACUUGGACGCCCAAAUACGCGAACGAAGUACUCACAACAUUGCGAAAGUCAUUACAGAACGAGAGUUUUCAAGAAGAUUGCCAUUUCCCUCGUUACAAGCUAGCUGCUGCGAAGUGUCUGGACCCGAUAUUAGUCCCGAAAGCAGGCAGCGAAAUGAACCCGCUGUCUUCCUUGGAAAGCUACAAGAAAAGCCGUUGGAUUGAACAGGUAUCUCAGCUUAACCACAUGGUAAGAAAAGACAAAAAGCAAGGCACGAAGAGCAGCCGCAUCAAGCUUGCCAUUCUGGACACUGGAUAUGACACCAACGCGCCGACCUUUGACAUUCCGAGCAGGUCAAAGAACAUUACGUGGCACGACUUCGUAUCAAAUUCGAUCCAUCCUGUAGACACUGACGGCCACGGAACGCACCUUCUGACACUACUUUUAAAGCUGGAGGUCCAGGCUGACAUCUUUGUUGCUCGCAUCACUGAGAACAGCCAGUCUCUCAAAACGGCCGAAAUAAACGUCGCGCAAGCAAUCCACAAAGCGGCCCAUGAAUGGGACGUUGACUUCAUUUCACUGUCAUUUGGCUUUCCGCACCACGUUAAGGGUAUACGAGACGCCAUAAAUGACGCAGUUCAUCACAAAGACGGAGCGAUCACAAUCCUAGCGGCUGCCAACAACGACGGCUUUAACAGCUGGGAGAUGUUCCCAGCAAACCUUGGUGACAAAGUCAUAUCGAUUCGUGGCACAAACGAGGAUGGGGCCUUCGACCCUAGAUUUAACCCUCCAAUGAGCUCGAGCGAGUCUGUAUUCGGGACCCUUGGUGUCGACGUGCAUUCAGAUUGGAUUGGUCAUGAGCUAAGCCGUUCAAUGUCCGGCUGCUCCGUCGCAACUCCAAUUGCAUUGUCAAUUGCAGUGAUGGUUCUUAAGUACGCAUCAAACCGGACAGAUCAUUUCAGCCCGCAGGACUUGAGGUUACUUAAAACUCGAAGAGGCAUCUUUGAGUUGUUCAAGGGUAUCUCCAUGACCCCUAUGAUCCAGUCACUAAGCCAUGGUCUAACGUCUUACCAGAGAUUAGCAUUCCAGCUGGAAAUGAGCGACAUUACCUGUCUCCCUUCGAGCUUUUUAAGCUGCGUGAGGACGUUCGCCUAG
Colletotrichum lupini is the source of this 2430-nucleotide messenger RNA. RefSeq lists its product as uncharacterized. Gene Ontology annotation, biological process: proteolysis. Gene Ontology annotation, molecular function: serine-type endopeptidase activity. Lineage: Eukaryota; Fungi; Ascomycota; Sordariomycetes; Glomerellales; Glomerellaceae. The record is from RefSeq and is a predicted model, not a curated record. The coding region runs from base 1 to 2430 and encodes 809 amino acids. The transcript has 5 exons.